Messenger RNA from Python bivittatus (Burmese python), 10046 nucleotides. The record is from RefSeq and is a predicted model, not a curated record. NCBI's taxonomy places the organism in Eukaryota, Metazoa, Chordata, Lepidosauria, Squamata, Pythonidae.
CCCGGCCCGGCCUCCCUCCUCCCGCGGCGCUGGGCUACAACUCUCCUGCCCUCCAGCUGUCUGUCUGGGGACUGAGGACAAUGGGGGCUGUAGUUCCAGACUUCUGGGGACUUUUGGGUCCCGCCUGGAGAUCUUUGGGUGCGGGGGCGCUGACUCCCAGCUCGGAGGGGCAGGACCCCGCUGUCCCGCGCUCUGUCCCGGGUCUUCCCAGGGAGGGGCCAGUGGGGCCCCGCUGCCCUCUGUCUGUGCCGCCCACUUGGGUCUGUUUCAAGCCCGUUGGGGAAGGCAGGAGGCCGUUGAUGCCGCCCUUCCUCGCGCCCUGGGGCUGCCCGGGAAGCCCGGCUGGCGUGAGGCCGGCCAAGCUGGGUGGGGAGCUCUGUUCCAAGGACGGCGCCGACCGGGUUGGCUGCUGCCCGGGCAUUGGUGCCCCGGCGGCUCCUGGGGGCGGAUGCCCCACUGGGCUGCGUGGGUCUUUCGUCGAGGCAUCCUAACCCAACAAACCUGUCCCGGCUCUUCUUGCCUUGCAAACAAAAAAAGUAGUGGGUUGGUACUUCCCACCUCCUUUUACGCAACUCCACCUGUAGGUGCAUGGGGUGUGCAAAAUCAAGAAGUGGGGGUGUUUGGGGGGCUCUUUAGGAGCUUGUCUCUGCGCUGAAAGCGGGAAGAGCAACGUGGUUGUCCACAAGCAAUUGCUUUAAACCCCAACUAGCCCCUCUGGGAUAAUCCUUGGGCCUUUUGAUUCGAGGAGGGGGCUCGCCCGGUCCCCUAACAUCCCUCCCCUGGAACCAGUAAAUGUGCUGUGCAGACAGAACCAGUAUUCGUGUGAACCCAGCUGGUGUGGUUAGUUUAUAGGGCUGUGCACGCUUCGGACAGGUUCCUAAGAAGUGCUUCCGGCCUCGUGUCCAGGCUGCACCUCUCUGCUGCUUUAAAGCAGCUCAGCCUUUUGGGGCUUCCACGUGAGCUUGAAAAGAAGGUGCUGCCUAAAGAGUCCCAUUUACUUUAAGGAGUGACUCCUUAAAAAAUCCUGACUUUCCCCCCAGCAUCCUGCAGAAGCCUAAACCAAGGUGGUUUUCUUUAGCAGAGAGAUGCUGUGCUUGCAUUAGGGUCGAAGCAUUUCUUCCCCAUCGUUUCUGAAGCCUGCCCAGUGCAGCUUGAUUAUGACUUGGGGUGCUGUGUGAACCCAGGCAGCCGCGUUCUUUUCUUACAACAAUCUGCUAAGGUAGCCCAGUGUGUGAUUAUCACAGCAUUGCAAGAGGGGAUUAACUUUGAGGAUUAAGACCAGUUCAACCCGGAGCUACAUGUAUUCUCUUCUAUUGGUACUUCUGUUAAAGUUACCUGUGACUCUGACCAACUCUGUAGAAAAAGCGGCCUACCUCACCGUAUUCCAUAUCAUCUUUGUAUUUUUCGUAUGGACAUAUUGGAAGUCUAUAUUUACUCCCCCACAACAACCGGACAAAAAGUUCCACAUGUCCUAUGCUGACAAGGAGCGCUAUGAGAAUGAAGAAAGGCCUGAGGUUCAAAGGCAGAUACUGGCAGAGAUGGCACGGAAGUUGCCGGUUUACACCAGAACAGGGAAUGGAGCCAUUCGAUUCUGUGACAGAUGUCAGCUCAUCAAACCUGACCGUUGUCACCAUUGCUCAGUUUGCGCUAUGUGCGUGUUAAAAAUGGACCAUCAUUGCCCAUGGGUGAACAACUGCAUCGGGUUUUCUAACUACAAGUUCUUCCUACUGUUUUUAGCCUAUUCUCUGUUGUACUGCACUUUUAUCGCAGCAACCGUCUUCAAGUAUUUCAUCAAAUAUUGGACAGCAGAACCAACCAAUGGGCGCUCCAGGUUCCAUGUCCUCUUUCUUCUUUUUGUAGCCAUCAUGUUUUUGGUCAGCCUGUUGUUCCUCUUUGGCUACCACUGCUGGCUCGUCAGUCAAAACAGAUCAACUCUAGAGGCUUUCUCGGCUCCCGUGUUCUCCAGUGGCCCUGACAAAAAUGGCUUCAGCGUCGGCUUUGUCAAAAAUCUCCAGCAGGUCUUUGGGGAGGAAAAGAGGCUCUGGUUGUUCCCAGUGAUGUCCAGCCAAGGGGACGGACACUGCUUCCCCAUCCGAACCCAGAGCGAAGCCCAGAACCCAUUGCUGGCAAACGAGGAGCAGUGGGAGGAAGACGGGACAGAAGAAGGCGGCCAGCACAAUUACCAGCAAGGGACCUCUCUUUCCAUUGAAAUGGAGACGUAGCAGCUUUGAAGAGCUGACGUUGUAGGACUCGCGUGCUCCGCUUCCUCCCUCUCUCAUUAGCUUCCUCUGGUGAUGGGAACUCAGGAGGCAUAAAAGAAAAAGAAGCACUUGGAUCACAAUAAGAAAAGCAACAUUGGAGGCUAAUUCUCGCUUUCUGAAAUGGUUCUGGAGGAGACUGUCCUUGGUGACACUUCCAAGGUUUGCUACAUAUUAUGGAUUUUUUUUUUAAACAUGGCAGCUCUGAAGUGAUUAAGGCUAUUCAUGACCUUCUCUUUUUCUAUAUCUUGCCCAGAAGAAGGGAAAACUGCUUAGUGCAAAUGCAUUUCCAAGUGCCUUAAGGGGCAUUUAGCUAACACCCUGGACUUCGCGUUGUCUCAUUUUGCCAAAUAGGAAGAACAGCUCUAUAAAACGGUGUAGACGGAUGGUUAAGCAGCCUGCUCAAACAAUCCUCUUGUGCAGGAAUCACGGUUGCCAAAUCAGGUCUUACUGUUAGAAAACUGGACGAAUAUGCACUGCUUUUGUAGCCAUAUAAAACCUCCAACACCCCAGGCCCUAAAUGUACUCAUUGUCAACUCUGAUUUUGCUGAAACCUCUGGCUCUUUUGGUUUACAAAUGCACCCUUUUUGAUGUAAGCACAGUCCUUGUUGCGGGUGCCUGCAAUUGUCUGAAAUCCAUUCAGAACAGCUUCACAUACUGGACUAGUUUCUGCUGUGAAAAACUAGUCUUUGACUUGCACAACAGUGCCCCUGUAUUGUACCUGUCCAUGGAGGCUCACACAACGAUGUGCUUCUCUAAACAGAACGUAUUCUGCCACAAAAAAAAGCAGCCUGCCAUGUGGGAAAGUCCUAGCACGUGGUUUUCUAUGCAGAUGAAGCCUUGCUCAGAGCCAGGCCAGCAUCACUUGUUAUGGGUUUUAAACACUUUGCAUAAUCAGAUCAGGAAUAAGAUUUGUGUCUCCCUAUCAUUAAUCUUUUCCAAAUGUUUAAAAGAGACCUAUGGAUAGAGAAGGCCAAAAGGUAGGGCUUCCCCCCACCCCUUUAAGACUCGAUCUCAAAUGUUGGUAUUGCAAGGUUUUGAUCCAAAGGUACAACCAAGUAAGAUCCCCCCCCCCCGCAAGAGAUUUCCUCACUGUUGUUCUCAUCUUUUUUUUAUCUUCUGUCUUCAGAACCUUGUAGGAAAAACAGCCCAGUGUCCUAACAGGAGCUCACUGAAAGUAUAUUUUAGACACUAAAAUAUACUUGUAUGACACUUUGUAUGACAUGUUCAGUAGGAUCAGGGACAUGGCAGUGGUGUAGCAAAAUCCCAGGGUUUGGAGCUAAAUUAACUUCCCCCAGUCCCAAGAUGGAUCCACCAAGCCAGGCAACUCCAUCUUUCUGCUGUGUUACUUUUUACCUCUCUACCCACCUCCUGCAGCCACACAAGCAGAUGGAAGAUUCAGAAAUGGUUGAGAGGAUACAUAAGCCUAUUCCAGUACUGUCUGUGGUAGUGCCUAUCCCACUGGGGCCACCAGAUUUUUUUUUCAGAAGACUUUUAAAAAAAUCAGCAAUGAGAAGUGACAGCCCACCGUAUCUAUGUGGCUGGGAGUCCAUCAAAGAUUGCUGGCCCUUUUUGACCAGGACAUUUGUGGUCCUGUUCUGCCACCAGGACAGGGUGUUUUGCCUGUGAUGUAUCUUUUGCUACAGUUUCAUAGCUGGGAUUCCUUUGCGCAGAUGCACCCUUUGCUGAUUCUCUUGGGGAGGCCUCCCAGGCACGUUACAUUCAGCCUCCAGAAUUGUUUAGGCUAAGUUAGGAAACUUUACUACACUACUUUUUCUCGACGUACUAAUGCAUCAACCUGAGAAACUGAAGCAGACACAAAUCGUAUGGCAAAUAAUGAAGCUUUGUUAAUUUCAGUAGAACCAGUUUAAGCUUCUUUCUGUUGAUUAUAUUAGCCCUUUGUAUUGGCUCUGUGCUAUACAUUUAAAGCAAAAUAGACAUUUGCAUGGGUCCACAUUUAACACUGGUAUUCUUCCCCAGUUAGACUUCGCAACAGUGGUGUCAAACAAUUGCAAUUUGUUUCCCUUUCUUAAAAGACUUUUUUUUCUCCUUUUCAUUGAUCAGAGCAAUUAAAUGUUAACAUUUGAUUAACAAAUUAACAAAUGCAGCCCUACUCCAGCAUUUCAAAAAGAUAGAUAAUCCACUAAAACACUAGAACAUGUAUUCGGAGGACUAUUUUUAAUUAUGUGUCUCCAACUUCAUGGAGCUACAUGAUAGGAGACCAGCAUCUCAGCUGCUACUGAACGUUUCUCAGGUUCACUUUUUCAGCACUGUGGAGGAAGAGAAAAGCUUGUGUGGCUUCAUUGAUCUCUUAUUGGAAGGUGAGGUCCAGAAUUUGGGGAUCUAGCAGGGGGUGACUGAGUAAGGCGUGCCUUAGAAAAACUCCAAACCUGUGUCUGAUCAGAAUGAGUCUUACUGGGUCUCCUGAACAGAAGGAAUAGUCUGCUCAACUACCUUUUCAGUUACAGGUGCUUCUUCUUGCCCCCAAUUUUCUUCUGUGUUUUUAGACAUUCUUUGAUUAGGGACAUGAUGAGGACCCAAUAGCCAGAACCAGGGGCAAAAGACAUUCAUGCACAAGCAUUCACCCCUCUCAGAGAGAGAGAGGGAGAGGGAAUUGAAGAUCAGGGCCCCUCCAGCUCAUUCUGGGCCUUGGAAUUAGUUCCAAAUGGACCAUUGGCUAGUAGCAGCUAUAGCUGUAAGCCCUCCUGUUACCAAGGCAGACAAGAUGUUCAGGCACUUUUCUGCUUAACAGUUAUGUGAGGAAAAAGUCUGCUACCAUUUUGGGGCAUCUUUAGCCAUUAUUAAAAAGCUGUGAGGGGCACUAAAGAGAAGAUGACAGUUUGUCCACAGAAGGGACUUUGAGCUUUAGUUUGAACACACUUUUUAAUCUACCAUUCUGAUUAUGGUCCCCAGAAACCAUGUCAUCAUUUGCUUCCAGGAAACUACUUUCCACUAAUACUUGCAUUAACCAACAUUGCUGCCUGGUUCUACAUAAAAGAGUUUUACUUCUGUUCAAGGGCACGUGCAUGCAACUGUUUUGUGUUGGGAAAAGGGCAGGCAGCUUCCUAGAGUCAGUUGGCUUGAUCCAGGCCUGCUUAGAAUUUCCUGAACUCAGACCAUUCCUGAUGAUUUCCAAAGCUUUCCUCACCUCAACAGCCUAAGUACAAAGUCCACUUGGUGUUCUUACUGCUGAACUAUUGGGCGUAAGAAACCUUUGUACGGCUAUUGUGACUCACCCAAUCUAGAUUCUGCCCAAGCUGUUCUGUGCAGGGAAGACCUGCAGGAAACUCCAGUUGCUCUUACCACAUCUCUUAGUAGCCUCUCUCAAACUGUUUCCCCCAACUGUCAUUCCUAUUACUCUGCCAGCUUCCUUGGGAGCUGGGCAGCUGUUGAGCUCCAAACAGCACAAAUGGAACACAUGUUAAUUAUAUUUUUAAACAAUUUUGGGAUGGGGGAGGGCUGCUUAAUUUUAUAAAUUGACUAAAUAAAAUUAUAUAUGAUAAGGUAACCAAAAAUAAUUAAAUUAUCUUUAGAAAUAUCUUACCAACAGGCUUGUGGCAAGCGAAUAGAUUUGUUAAAUCAGGUUAGAAAGACGUCAGCCCAGAGGAUUCCUCAGAAUCAAAUCCCUCCUAAUGGAUAUACCUGCAAAGCAUAAUGUAAAAGGAGCGCAACAAGUUAUGGGAGGAUUUUUUGCCUGUGUGGAUUAAAGAGAUCCAGCGUCAUCUACUAAUACUACUAGAUCUGUGUGCAUUUGGUUACUGAAUUAACCCGCCUUCUUGGCUGCACAAUUCAUCGAACCCCUAACGAUCAGAUGGGGUAGAUUUGCAUAACAGGUUGAAAAACCUACACAAGGGUAAAACUAACAAAACAUCUUGUACGAAUGGAGCUGCUAAAUCUUUAACCGGCCCGCUUAAGCUUAUUAUGCAAAUACAGCGGAAACAUAUGGAGAACCAACUCUUCUGGCCUUCCCCCAGCCUAGCACCCUCAACGGCAGGGGUUGCUUCCCUCGUGCCUGGUGCGCUGGCUCCCAGAUUGGGAAAGGCGGUUGUAGAAUGAAAGCACCUUUUCAGUUCAUUGGGAUGAAAGGAGGUUUGUUGGAACACUUUGCACCAGUAUUGCCACUUCCAGUCAUCAUCUGGUUGCUGCGUUUCAUUCUGGUUUUCAUAGAUUGACAUAAUAUGAGGACACAGGAUAUGAAGACACCCCAGACCCAAAACAAUUGAGCAAAUGUUCUGAACAGCUGACAGUAUUUUCUUCUCAUUUUAGUUAGGAAUAAUACUUUAUUAAACUGGUAUGCUGCCUGCCUGUCAACGACUUUGGGCGGUUCACAACAAUCUGCCUGUUAAAAGAGGAUGCAGGCCGAAAGACCCACGGCAGUGCUGUGUGUGGAAAUACUGUAACCUAGAAUACUCUAGUUAGCCUCUUUUCCUCUGCGAUUUCCCAGGACCAGCUGAAAUCCAGAAGCAGGGAGGAAGAGUAGUAAUAGACCACUUGCAAGCACAUCCUUUGAGUAUUUUAUGCACAUCAGGAACAAAUUAUAAAGAUCUUUAAUGGCUGCUUAAGGAAUCUGAUGGUUUCCAAUAGCACUUGAAUUAUGAUCCAAAUUGUAAUAUUUAUCUCUAGAUUCCUAUUAUGUUUAACUAUUAAAUAGUUUUGUAGUUGCAACCAACAAGGGUACAGCUUUCAUAUAAUAUUUAAGCCAUUUUCACAAGUCAGUAUCUUCAUGGAUGUGCAAAAUACGACGUUUUCGCUAAUCUAAAUGUAACCUAGGAUUCCUAAUUGAUUGUGAGAGGCAUCUUCUUCCCUGUAUCAGGACUCCUUUGUGGCAAAUCUUGCCUUGUGCUGCAAAACAAACAUUUGCAUGCUGGAACUGUAAAGCUUGCACUUUGUCUAGCAUUAUUUGUGGAACCAGUUGGCAUUGUUUGUACGUGGAACUUUUCCACGCUGGAACGUUCCAGUUCCAGAAACGUUUAUAAGGCUUCCAUUGUUCCACUUAAGACCAUAUUCCUGGGCAUCAAAUAUACCCCUGAGAAGAUGGCACAGUAGAGGGUGGUCAUCAAAACCCUGCCCUGAGGAGCAGUACGGAUCAUCUUUGCAAACACUAUGCAUCCCAUUCUCAUUUGCUGCUAAAAAACUGAAAGCAUCACGUUGAUGUCUGCAAAGGACAGUGGCAAUGUAAAGUUAGGUAGGAAAUCACUGUUUAAAAAUUUGGCCUUCUGUACCUGUAUUACAGCUUAAUUUUGGAGAUAAUCAGAAUUGUUGAACAAUGUAGUUGUUGCAUGCCGGUAUACUGUAAGAUUCAGCUUGCAUGAUGUAACAAAUGUUUAUUUGGCCUUAGCCUAUAACUGUUACUCUUGUAAGAUGUGGUGCACAGCUGAAAGCACAAUUUACUAUACUUGCUACAGUGCAGGACCAUGAUGUAUCUACAAUGACAAUUUGAAUGUGUCAUACCAUUCCCUUCUCCCCACUUGGGUGGGAAAAGUAUAAUAGGUAGGAAUGUACAGAAUCCUGUUACCCCUUUCUCAGCUUUUCUGAUGACCUAGUAUAGCUGCACUCCCCCAUCCAUCCAUGAACCAUCAACAGUUAAAACAGAGCUUUACAGAACAGGAACGGGAGUGCCCCAGAAGCUGCUUUAGCUACACGGGGCACAUUUCUUGAAACCCCUGCCUUGUGAUACUACACCAAUACAAACAAAAGAGCUUUGGUGUUUUGCCAGUCACGCUGCUUGCUUCCCACCACAAUUUGUUUCAUUAUCAGGACCUACUUGAAAACAUUGAUAAAGGUGCAUGAACGUAUUACGACAAAGGCAGUUUUGGUGGUCAUGGCUGAUGGAGGAAUAGAGCAGAUUUUACCUUUGUGGAAUUUUUAAAAUUGAUUUGUGUUUUCUAGCAGCAGAGUCAUAAGUGUAGAGAGACUCCCUCAAGUCUCUUGUUGGUUUAAAAAGAAAAAAAAUUGAGGCAGAGGAUUCACUCCAAGAUACUAGCUAUUUCUCAGAAAUAUUGUCCACUUAAUACAUUGUAGUUAGAUUUCAGUUCUUCCUCUGAGCUUUUAAGAGCAUUUUAAAGAAGAAAAUAGUAACUUCCUAUGGGAGGGAGGGAAGAUGACUCAGUGAAAGAUUACAUAUAGAUUAGUAAACAAUGGAAGAAUACUCUCAGAAGUUUUCAUAAGCUACCAGCAGCUAACGAUUUGACUGCACUUUUGCAAAUACUUUGCCAAGUUUUUUUUUUUAAUCAUCAAAGCAUUUUGUAUAAUAGCAUUAACAUUUAGUUUCGAUAAAUUGCUGAUUAAUAGUCUAGGAUGUGGCAGCAAAUUGCAUGGCCCUUCAUUCUAUACAUUUAAAUAUUUUGUUCACAAUCUGUAAUAAUUCCUUGCUGUUUUUUUGUGCUAAUGUGUAAUCAAGGCACAAUUGUUUCAUUGAUUAUAUGUCAAAGAGUGGAUUUCCCCAUUUGAUUUUAUAAUCAGAAACAUAUGAAAUGGAUUGCUUAAGUAUAGUGGAACGUAAUCAUUCCUAAGGUUUCUCAGAAUCUCCUUUGGUUGUAUCAUAUUCUGCUUUUUUAUCAUGUUGUCUCCUGAAUGUUGAACUGUUACAUUCUCUCAGGUUCAUUAACUGAAAAAAUGUAUGUUCAUGCUUGUGUAGCAGUUAAAGCAUGGAAAUAUUUUACAAUAAAAAUGUUUUGUAGAAUCACAUUGAAGUAUUUAAAUAUCUGUUACAACUUAUUGUGUAAUGCCACAUUUUUAAAAAUUCAAAUACCAAGUUUCAAAAACGUAGAGCAUUUCCAUAAUGCCACUUUCUGUACCUUCAGCAGGGCUGCAAAUUAAUGGAGGACUUAUGCUUUUCUUAUGUAAAGAGGUGUUUACAUCAGUAAUGGGUGUGCCUACUUGAGAACCACUGAUAUUUAUCAGUAGCUGUCCUGAACUUUAAAUCACAGAACAACAUUAGGGCACUACCAGGGUGGAUUAAUUUGUCUUGUUUUGCAUGAUGUAAUCUGCCAUUUUUAUGAUUUAGCUUAUUUUUAGUCAGGUUCUACUAGUCACAAGGACAAAGAGCCCAGUUUCCAGUUAGUGGACAUCUUAUUCAACCAUCUCCAAGUUUUAAGGUUUUAGGAGCCAGCAAUGUCCCAUAUACUUAAAACAUAUCUUCAGUAAGAAUUAGGAACUUGCUGUUAAAGAAAUGACAAUAAAUAUCCUUAGGUCUGAUUAUGGACAGAAAACUCAAGGUUAACAGAGCUAGAAUAUUACUGUUUUUUUUUUUUCUUCAAAACAUGCAAACGAUUUGUGGUUCUCAGGUACCAGCUGAUUAACAACAGACAGCAAUCAGGAGACAUUUACUGAUAUCAUAGCCAAGCUAAAAAUAUUGUCCAGGCAGUGACCUAUAAUGCCUGUUUUCAAUAUACAUCAAUGAUCUUUCUGAAAUAAACAGUUUGCUUUAAAAUUGUGUACAAGUUACCUGUAAUGAAAUGCAAUGUUAGUUUUGUCCUUAAUUGUUCCCAUUUGUAUUAAUUUAAAAAUCAGUAAAAAUUACUAUUUUUCAAACGCAAACAAACUGACCCGUGCUGUAAAAAUCUGGAUGAUCACAAGAUGGCAGCAAAGACUAGGGGGUUUCUGUAUCUCUUUGCCUCCAUCUGGUGGUCAUUCAGAAUUCUGCAGCCCAGAUCUGAUGGCCAUGCAUGGCCUCAUCUGCUGACUCAUAUAUUCAUAUGUGGGCAAGUGUGAACAGUGUAAUAUUUUGUACACACCAUCCUUUGAAUUCUGCCUGCAUUUUGUUUACACAUCUUUAUUAUCGUCUCA